AUGGCGCGCAGCACGUACGACGACUUUAUUAUCAAGGAGAAGAUCGGUAGUGGCAGCUACGGUGUCGUCUUCAAAGUGAUCCGCAAGGUCGACAAGCAUGUUUACGCGAUGAAGGAAAUCGACCUCCAAGGCAUGUCCCGCAAGGAGCAAGAAGAGUGCAUCCGGGAAACCCGCGUUCUGUCCUCUCUUGAUUCGGACUAUAUUAUCAGAUACUAUGACUCGUUUUUAGAGAAGGGCAAGCUCUACAUCAUUACAGAGUACGCGGCGAACGGCAAUUUGCACGACUACAUCAAAAAGCAGAAGUCUUGGUUGAAGGAGGAGUUGAUAUGGAAGCUGUAUAUCCAGAUUCUGCUGGGACUCAACCACAUGCACUCCAAGAAGAUUCUCCACCGUGACAUAAAGACUCUGAACGUGUUCCUCGACGAGGACGUGAACGUUAAGCUUGGAGACAUGGGCGUCGCAAAGAUUCUGAGCACGAACACAAACUUUGCGAAGACGAUAGUGGGCACCCCCUAUUACUUGUCUCCUGAGCUCUGCGAGGAUAAGCCGUACAACGAGAAAUCGGACGUUUGGGCACUGGGAGUGGUGUUGUACGAGUGCUGCACCCAGCGGCACCCCUUCGAUGCAGAUAACCAGGGGGCGUUGAUACUUAAAAUCCUUCGGGGCAAGUUCCCGCCAGUUACAGGCUACUCACCGGACAUCUCGGAUCUGAUUAAGCGCUGCUUAACACAGAACGCGAACCGGCGACCAAACACCUUCAAGCUUCUGACUCUGCCCAGCAUCCGGCAAAAAGCGGAGGAGCUCGGGAUCUCGUUGCCGGACCAGGCCACGCUCGCACUCAUGGCGGAUCGAAAUGUCGCUGGAGGGCCUGGCAAGGCGCGGCCGAAGACUCCUCUAGGAGACGGGGGAGUACCGGAGGCUGCUGUUGCCUCCGAACCAGGCGAUGCUCUCGCGUCCACCAUCCGCACAAGCGAGGCGGUAGGAACGCGGCCAGUGGACGUGACCGUCACGAAUGUGGAGCGCACGCCAGGGGAGGGUCAGCCGCUUGGGGCGGCGCCGGCGCCCGUCCAAGCCGCGUGGAGCGUAGAGGACACCAAGCCCAAAGCGCAGCGACCACCAGCCUGGGGCCUGGCGCAGCAAAUGGAGAAUCUCGACGUCGAGGAUGAAGGUGACGACGAAGAUGACAGCAAGAACCCCUACCUGAAUCCCGUUCAAGGGGAUCACGAGGAUGGGGAAGAGGACGAGGACGUAGAGGGUGAAGAGGACGAGGAGUAUUACGAGAAUGGGGACUAUGUGGAGGGUGAGGGCGAAGAGGGAGAUGCAGGGUGGGCGCCCGACCCCACCCGCAUCGCCCACAUGAGGAGCGCAAUGAUGAUUCAGCGCGCAGCUUGCCUGGACCUUGUUGGCGAGAAGGCAUUCAACGAGCUUUACGCGCUUUUGAAGAGCAACCAGGUGGAUGAGGCCAGCAUGACGGACCUUUCGAGGCUGGUGUUCAAGAUCAUUCCGUACGACAAGUCGGAAGUGAUCCAGAUGAUGUACAAGCUGUUGUACCUGGAGUCGCAGCUGGAGGGGCACUAGGAUGGUGGAGCCAACAGCAGCAGCGGAUUACAGCUGCAUGGCGCAGCAUUGACCGGCAGUAGCGGCGGGGGCGCGCGGCGUGGCAGCUUCCUGAGACCUGUGGGUACACAAGGAGCAAAUGAUGUGACCGGAAGCGUGGGACAGCUAGACUUUAUCCUGGCUGAGUAACUGCAUGUCACAGCUAAAGAUUGCCGUGCGCUGACAGGCGCACGGCCCCUGCGGUGCAGCGUGCCGGUCUUUGUAAUAAACGGCAGCAGCAGCAAGUACGUGUGGGUGGCGGAAAGGCCGCCGGCCGGGGUGUUUGCGGCAGCGGAGCGGUGGCAGCGAAGGAUUGAUGUAGUGCGCACGAGCGCCCGUUCCACACAUGCAAAGCGGCGGGAUGAUGAUAGUGCCAAGUCACGUCAACGUGCACGUCAAGCCCCGGCCCAGCGGUGUGCAGGCCAGGGGAAAAGGAUGUUCCCACAAGAAACAAUCGCUGGACCAGUGGGUGAGGAUAGCUUGUCGCCCGUUUCCCUGGCGCUGUUGGCGUUUGUUUAGAGAGGGCUGCUUGCUCAGGUCGAUAGGUUGAGC
Molecule: messenger RNA, 2148 nt
Organism: Volvox carteri f. nagariensis
Lineage: Eukaryota; Viridiplantae; Chlorophyta; Chlorophyceae; Chlamydomonadales; Volvocaceae
Gene: cnk4
Product: NimA-related protein kinase 4
Exons: 11
Coding region: 1-1578 (525 amino acids)
Biological process (GO): protein phosphorylation
Molecular function (GO): protein kinase activity; ATP binding
Source: RefSeq, a predicted model, not a curated record